Molecule: messenger RNA, 783 nt
Organism: Phaeoacremonium minimum UCRPA7
Lineage: Eukaryota; Fungi; Ascomycota; Sordariomycetes; Togniniales; Togniniaceae
Product: putative transcription factor bzip protein
Exons: 2
Coding region: 1-783 (260 amino acids)
Biological process (GO): regulation of DNA-templated transcription
Molecular function (GO): DNA-binding transcription factor activity
Source: RefSeq, a predicted model, not a curated record
AUGUUCGCCAUGUCUCAACAUCAGUAUGCCUACGCGGCUGCUCCGGCUCCCAGGCAGUACUCCGGCCACGGCACCAGCAGUGCCUUUAGCAGUUCCGCGAAUCCCGACGAGGAUUGGACCAAGAUUUCUGAUCUUGCCGAGCGCCGCAGGAUACAGAACCGCAUUGCCCAGCGUAACUAUCGCAAGAAGCUCAAGAGACGCCUGGAAGACUUGGAGAGACGCGCCGGCACUUCAGAUGGAGCUUCCUCGUCUUCAGAAAAGGCCCAGACCACCAAGAGCAACAAGAAGUCUCCCGCUGCCCCAAAGGUCCAGAAACAGCAGCAACAGCCACAGCAGGUCGCUGCUCCUCCCAAGCAGAUGCAGCAGAACCAGUUCACACCUCCGAUGCACCACGAUGAUGAGCUCCUGUUCUCCCAGACCUACGAUGAGCGUGAGAGGUCGCACACUCCUCCGCUCUUCGGCUACUCAGCAUACCCGCCUCCGGAUGACAUGCUCCUCGCUCCCUACGGCAAUGCCCAGCCCUACCGGCCCAUGACCACGGAGGCGUAUUCCGACUACCUGGCCACCACGGUGCCGGUGACUCUGCCGUCCAUGACACAUUUCAGCGACGCCAUCAAGCGGGAGAGCACCUUCGUGGGGGAUGAGUCGAUGUCGCCGUACUCUAUGAACUACGGCUACUUGCCUGGGAUCGAUAUGAACGCUCCCACGCCCUACGAUUCGAAUCCUCAUGUGAGUUCCUUGCGCCACCACAAUCUCCAUCCUCAUUCCUCCCACCGACCGUGA